Molecule: messenger RNA, 1728 nt
Organism: Abrus precatorius (Indian licorice)
Lineage: Eukaryota; Viridiplantae; Streptophyta; Magnoliopsida; Fabales; Fabaceae
Product: G-protein coupled receptor 1
Exons: 9
Coding region: 235-1191 (318 amino acids)
Biological process (GO): cell surface receptor signaling pathway; adenylate cyclase-activating G protein-coupled receptor signaling pathway
Cellular component (GO): plasma membrane
Molecular function (GO): G protein-coupled receptor activity
Source: RefSeq, a predicted model, not a curated record
ACUCUUUUCUAAACAAAGUACCAAAGUUGGGUGAUUUUGGGAGAGAAAAAGUACCAUUACGCUUCCAAAAAUCACAAUCAAUAGCUGAAAAACCUUUUAUUUUUAAUUUCUUAUCUCACAAAAAUAAAAUUGAAAAACCGUUUCACUUUCACCAUCUUCCUCCUUCGCCAUCCUCAGUGAGUUAGAUUAGAACUGAGAAUCAAGGGAUCGGCAAUCGCCAACUAGUUCCGUGAAAUGGCGACCUCCGUCGCCGCCGCCGGCACUUUAACGGCGCACGAACGCCGGAUUCUUACGGCGGUGAACGCCGGAGCGUCGAGCCUUUCGUUGGCUGGUUCCAGCUUCAUUGUACUCUGCUAUCUCCUCUUCAAGGAGCUUCGCAAGUUCUCCUUCAAGCUCGUUUUCUACCUCGCUCUCUCUGAUAUGCUUUGCAGUUUCUUCAGCAUAAUAGGGGACCCGUCCAAAGGUUUCUUUUGUUAUGCUCAGGGUUAUAGCACACAUUUCUUUUGUGUGGCUUCUUUUCUAUGGACCACGACAAUUGCCUUUACCUUGCAUCGUACUGUUGUGAAGCACAAAACAGAUGUUGAAGAUUUGGAGGCCAUGUUUCACUUGUAUGUGUGGGGUACUUCCCUCGUUAUGACAGUUAUUCGUUCCUUUGGCAAUGACCAUAGACAUUUUGGUGCAUGGUGCUGGACUCAAACAGGUCGCACUGGGAAGGCAGUUCAUUUCGUAACAUUUUACACGCCACUCUGGGGUGCUAUUCUGUAUAAUGGGUUUACGUACUUGCAAGUAAUACGAAUGCUGAAUAAUGCAACCCGUAUGGCAGUUGGUAUGUCAGGCCAAGCUUAUGUGUCAGAUACAAGAGAUAACAUGAGGGCUCUGAAUCGUUGGGGAUACUAUCCACUAAUUCUGAUUGGAUCAUGGGCUUUUGGCACCAUUAACCGUGUUCAUGAUUUUUUUGAACCCAACCAUAAGCUCUUUUGGCUCUCACUUCUUGAUGUUGGGACAGCUGCUCUUAUGGGACUCUUUAACUCAAUUGCUUAUGGUCUAAAUUCUUCUGUUCGUCGGGCAAUUUGUGAAAGACUGGACAAGUUCUGGCCUGAGAGACUAAACAGAUGGCUCCCUAACAAUUUUAAGUACAAGAACCUACAGCAAGAAAGUGAAUUAGUUUUGUUCAAGACUGAAGACCAAUAAUAGUGAAUGGACAGAAUCUGUGAUCCCCCAUGCCAUGUGACAUUUUUUUCCUAGUUUACUGAGAUGCUGUUUUCAAAGACAACGGAGGAUCUAUGAGCAGCAUGAUUCCAGGUUAUUUGUUGUUCUGCUCCUUCAGAUAUGUGAAUCGUGGCAUUCACUCACUGAAUUUUAUAGUGAUGGUGAUCCUUGUCAAACAGAUCAGAGGAUAGACCAAUUGAUGUGGAAUCUGUAUUUGGAAGCUGUUAUUAUCCUCUAAUUGAUGACCACUUGUGAGUGCAGAAAGUGCUUUUAUCUUUUCCCCAAAAGGCUCGUCUCUCCCUGUGAUUCAUCUUUAACAACUCUCAACUUUAAACAUUGCUGUAUGACCCCCUGUCCCCCUGUAUCAAUUCGUAAUUUCUGCAACCAAAUGUUUUCUCAGUUUUAUAGGUUAGGUGCACUUUCAGAUUUUUACAAAUUACUAAACAAUUUCGCCCUUAAUUUGCAGUGUAUGUGGUUCUUUUCCAGCAAUAAAAGUACUUCAGUGUGAAAUACACAUGC